Molecule: messenger RNA, 2928 nt
Organism: Daphnia magna
Lineage: Eukaryota; Metazoa; Arthropoda; Branchiopoda; Diplostraca; Daphniidae
Exons: 4
Coding region: 1-2928 (975 amino acids)
Source: RefSeq, a predicted model, not a curated record
AUGAGAGAGCACUAUACAAUAUCAUCACCAAUCAUCCUUAACCUAGAGCCUAAUCUCCAUUCCCCUUCACCAUUGCGUAUUCCAACACCUAAUCCGAGCCAAACACCCCUUAGUUCUCCGGCUUCCACUUCUAGUUCGAGUCGAAACACUUCCUUUUCCUCCCCCUUAUCAUCUCCUAGCCAACUUGUGAACUCAGUAUCUACCGUCGACGUAGCGGGAACAGAAGACGAGUUUAGGGGGUUGUGGGCUUCAAGGAUAGAAUUGUGCACCUCCCUGCAGGGUCUUGAUUCCCUCCUCCAUGAAUGCACAGUUGAGUGGCUUAGGCUUUCAACGAAACCGGAAGACACAAUCUCCGCACCAAGAAGACAAACAACAUCAACAGAGAGGACAAGAAGCCAUCGCAACCAAAAUCGACAACAACAAAAAAUAAGGCGUUCAGGAAGAAAGGCAGCAGAGGAAAAAGGCAAACUUCAACGCCUCUACUCACUCUAUCCUCGCAGAGCCGUAAGGAAAAUAUUAGAAGAGAAAUCCAUUGGCUACACGGGAACCAAGGAUUUGGCUGCUGCUUUCCUCGAAUCAACCUACUCCCAAACACCACCAUCAACUAACCAGGUUGACUGCGCGAGAGCCCAUUUCGACAGAUGUGAAUGGAAGAACCCAACAUCUGAAGAGCUCAGAAUUCUUUCCUCACCUCCAAGUGCAGAAGAAAUCAAGCAUAGACUCGGUAAAGCUUGCAACACCGCGCCUGGACGAGACGGCUUGGAAUAUCGGCACCUUCGUGCACUGGACACAAGCGGUCAUCUCCUAGCUUCCAUCUACCGCGCGGUAUGGACUUAUGGGAUUCCAGCUUGCUGGAAGACCUCGAGGACCGUUCCGAUAUACAAGAAAGGUGACUCCUCAGAUUAUGGGAACUUUCGGCCAAUAUCCCUUCUUCCGACAAUGUACAAGAUCUUCUCCGGAAUUUUGUCCUCAAGAAUAAUGUCAACUGCGACGAAGCUAGGAUGGAUUUCGUCAGAGCAAAAAGGGUUUCUACCAGGUGUUCGAGGCAUCCAGGAACACACACAUCUCCUUCACACUGUUAUCGAACAGGCGAAACAGUCCAAGAGGGAGAUGAGUCUACCAAUACCAGCUGAGCUUCGUCGCAUCCUAAGCGAUAUCUACUCAAACAACAUCAUGGAGUUUGCUGUUGGGCAAGAUUCCGUGCAGAUUCAUCCAACGGCUGGUGUUCGACAAGGCGACCCAUUAAGCAGCGUGGUAUUCAACCUGGCAUCUGAACCCAUCAUACGGACGGCAAAAUCAAAUAACACCGGAUUUUCAGCGUUUCAAGCUAGGGUCUCAACUACAGCAUAUGCGGACGAUAUUGCCAUUGUAGGAUCGUCAAUCCGAGAAACGCAAAGAACUCUCAAUGCCGUAGAGGACACGGCAAACUCGCUAGGCUUGAAGUUCAAUCCAGACAACUCGCUGAAAAUCGGAGACGCCGAAAUCAGACCCCUGGCAGAAGACGAUCAAGAGGACUACCUAGGAACACCUCUAGGAGCUCGCCUGACCUUUCGUCCAACCACCUCUUUAGCUCAAAACUUAAUUAAAGUAGCAGAUUCUGGUUUAGCUCCCUGGCAGAAGUUAGAAGUAUACAGGAGUUGUCUUCUACCAUCGCUGUCUCAUCAUCUGGCGUCAGGAAGGGUGGAAAAGGGUGCUCUCUACGACCUGGAUGUCGCAUGCAGAGAUUUUCUACGCAGAGUUGCCAACGUCCCUAUCUCGUCUAACACAGCUUUCUUCUACGCAGACAGAAGAGUUGGGGGGCUUGGAAUGCUUCCUUUGACCGAGGAGGCUGAUAUCUGGACCAUAGCUAGAGCGAUGCAACUCCUAGACAGCGAGGACAAGUCCGUUAGCGAAGUGGCUAUGGCGCAACUGGAGGAGACAAUACGACUAGGAUACGGAAAGAGAGAAGUACCAUUCCCCAUACCAAUUAACGAAUACUUGGCAGGGUCAAUGGACAAAGGACUUGGUGCCAUAAGACAUGGAGGAGCAUCCAUGAACCUCUGGACGCGUUCGAGGAGGGCACCUGGCCACUUGAAGAGGAUCAAGAUUGAUGUAUCCGGCGAACAGUACUCCAAAAUCAUCGCCGAUGACAUCUCUUGCAUUUCCCUGAAAGCAGUCAGAGGACUCCGAACCGCCCUGAGAGGAAGAUGGACGUCAAGGCUACUUUCAGAGCAACAAGGGAAGGUUGCAACCGGGUUUGCACUCGACAUGGCGAAGGACACAGCAGCACUCAUCUCCUGCAGAACACCUCUAACAUUUCAAGAAUGGCACUACCUCCACCAAGCCAGACUUGGAAGACUUCCAGUUAGAGGGUGUCCAGGAUCUAAGUCCACAAACAAGACAUGUCGUCUUGGUUGUGGCAAAUUGGAAACAACAGACCAUGUCGUCUGCUGUUGCCAAGUCAAUUCAGCUCUAUCCAUUAAUAGACAUAAUUCUAUCUUAGAUCUAAUGGUGACAGAAGCGGAGGCGCUCGGCCACUCCGUUUCCGUCAAUCGGGCAAUUGACUCCACCGGAAUGCGACCUGACAUCGUCGUAACAUCGACGAACCCAGCUAUCAUUAUUGACGUGACGGUGCCAAUCAGCUUUGCAGAUGGGUUAGAGAGGGCAAGGAAUAAGAAGAUAGAGAAGUACAAAGACCUUGGAUCUGUACUUCCUCUAGUCGUUGGUUCUCUCGGGUCCUGGCUUCCGAGCAACGACGCCAUAUCUCUAGCCCUCAGCAUUCCUGGAAGACGAUGGAACAACCUGAAGAGGAAGAUGAAACUCUUGGCCAUACAAGGAACGACCAGAAUAAUAGCAAAGCACUUGGCUUAUCAAACAGAAGGAAGCGAUCCACCGCCCGAAGAAGAUGAAGAAACAGAAGACAACAGUCUUCUGCAACAUUCUCUUUAA